Molecule: messenger RNA, 680 nt
Organism: Camelina sativa (false flax)
Lineage: Eukaryota; Viridiplantae; Streptophyta; Magnoliopsida; Brassicales; Brassicaceae
Source: RefSeq, a predicted model, not a curated record
CGAACCAGCGUCUCUCAGUUUCUUCUUUCUCGUCUUCGUAGCUGCGACGACGGAGUUUUUUUCUUACUAGCGAAGAGAGAGAGAGAGUCGCCGUUCACCGAUCCUUUCUCCGAUCUUCUUCUCCUUCCAGGUUUUUGCAAACUUGGUAGAGUAUGGGUGACUUUUCGAUUCAGAUCAGUUCAAAGCUGAUCAGUCAGCUAGCUGAAGGCAACGAUCAACCAAAGAGGAAGGCGAAGAAAACCAAACCCAAAGUGUCACCACAGAGGAAGGUGGAACAAGAAGCGAAAACACACCACCACGAUGCAGAGAAGCCGAAUCCAAUGUCAGAGUUACCAAUGCAGCCACCGUUUUUCUUCCCAAUACCGCAACAAGCAGCAGCAAGCGCGGAGUUGAAGUUGAUAAAGUCUGUUUCGAAAGAGAGUGAGAAGAUUCUUGAGAAGCUGGAGAAAGUAGAGAAGAACCUUGUUCAUGAAGUGACAGAGAAAGCCAAGGAGUUGAGGGAGAAAGAGUUCAAGGUCCCUGAACCGAAACCAAUGCCUUGUUCUGAAGAUCACGAAGCGUGGAUGAAAUGCUACAAAGAGAACAUUGAUAACCCGCUGAAAUGUAGCAGUUUGGUUAUGAGUUACCAGGAGUGUGCCCGGUGCAGACAGCAAGUUAAUCCUGAAGAAAAGUAUAGAUAA